This is a messenger RNA of Capsicum annuum, 980 nucleotides long. Its product is annotated as protein EMBRYO DEFECTIVE 514. The record is from RefSeq and is a predicted model, not a curated record. Gene Ontology annotation, cellular component: chloroplast. The coding region runs from base 191 to 832 and encodes 213 amino acids. Lineage: Eukaryota; Viridiplantae; Streptophyta; Magnoliopsida; Solanales; Solanaceae. Gene Ontology annotation, biological process: chloroplast organization; chloroplast rRNA processing. The transcript has 2 exons.
GACUGUUUCCAAUAAACACUCGACUUCAAAGUAAACACUGAAUAGUUUUAAAAUAUUGACUAAAGUAGUGGUCCAAUGGCUAUUUGUUAAAUUCUUCCGUAAAGUAUCCCCAAUCCGGGUCGAGAAAACCGCUCCUUUAAGGUUCAAUUAGGGUUUCUAUUUCCGAAAAUUUCAAGUUGGCAGCUAAGCAAUGGAGGAAACUGAACCAGUAGCCAACGAAGCAUUAGCAAUGGCGGAGAAAGAAGAAACCUCCGUGGAGAAAAUAGAGGUGGAAGUUCAAGCCGCCGAUGAUGCGGCGGAAAGCGGCGGCUCAAAGCGGCCAAGGCAGGAGGAAGACAAGCCGGAGGAUGAAGAGAAUGGAGAUAAUACGAAGAAACCGAAAGUCGAGCCGUCUGUGGAAGAGGAAAAGGAAAACGGGUCGGAUCCGGUUAGUGUCGGGCCGAAGAGUUUUGCUUCCUCACUGGAGAUGUUUGAUUACUUUUGCAAACUCCUUCAUUCUUGGUCUCUCAAUCUCAAUCUCAACAAGUAUGAGCACUUGAUGUUGCUUGACUUAAUUAAGAAGGGCCAUUCAGAACCAGGAAGGAAGAUUGGUACAGGAGUCCGUGCUUUCCAAAUCCGAUAUCAUCCAAAAUUCAAGAGUCGCUGCUUCUUUGUUGUUAGGGAGGACGAUUCUGUGGAUGAUUUUAGUUUUAGGAAGUGUGUUGAUCAGAUACAACCUCUUCCAGCGAACAUGCAAACAAAACAUUAUGCUAGCGGUGGAAAAAGUGGUGGUGGUGGAGGAAGAGGAGGUGGAUAUGGGCGUGGCCGUGGAAGAGGAGGGAGGUCAAGAUAGUGAAACAAUCAACAGUAGUAGAUUGCCAAUUUCUUCUGAUCAGUCUUUUCAAGUUUUGUUUAAUCCAAAUUUUGGUUAUUUAAAUCUACUUCUCUGUAAUGUUGACAUAAUGUUUUUGCUGGUUAGAGUUUUCGCAGCAACAUGCCAA